Hermetia illucens (black soldier fly) is the source of this 1902-nucleotide messenger RNA. It is a transcript of the gene TfIIFalpha, whose product is annotated as general transcription factor IIF subunit 1. Bases 87 to 1796 code for a protein of 569 amino acids. Lineage: Eukaryota; Metazoa; Arthropoda; Insecta; Diptera; Stratiomyidae. Gene Ontology annotation, biological process: transcription initiation at RNA polymerase II promoter; positive regulation of transcription elongation by RNA polymerase II. Gene Ontology annotation, molecular function: TFIIF-class transcription factor complex binding; RNA polymerase II general transcription initiation factor activity; DNA binding. The transcript has 6 exons. The record is from RefSeq and is a predicted model, not a curated record. Gene Ontology annotation, cellular component: transcription factor TFIIF complex; nucleus.
CGCAGUUGUCAUUCGUAUUGGAGCGUCGUGGCUGCGAGGAUUUGCUUUUGUUCGGUAUUGCAAGGAUUCAGUGAUAAUUCGGUGGAAUGAAUAAUAGAAUGUCGCAAGGCAUUAGCCCGGCAAUGCCUCAGACCAUGAGCAAAUUGCCUGUAAGCGGGGGAUCGUUCAAAAGCUUUGCUCCUAUUAACAGCGGGGUCCCGACCCAGACAGGCUCUUCUGCAGCCGCGUCCGGAGGCUCAGCUCCGGCCCAUGUUCAGGAGUUCGUAAUCCGCGUGCCCAAAAACAUUCGUAAAAAGCACCACGUAAUGCGGUUCAAUGCCACCUUGAAUGUGGACUUUUCACAAUGGCGAAUGGUGAAAAUGGAAAGGGAAAAUAACAUGAAAGAGUUCCGCGGAAUGGAGGAGGAUACGCCAAAGUUUGGAGCAGGAUCAGAAUACAAUCGCGAUUUGAAGGAGGAAGUUCGUAGAAAAAAAUUCGGCAUCGUGGCGAAGAAAUACAAGGCAGAGGCGCAACCCUGGAUUCUGAAAGUGGGCGGGAAAACGAAUAAGAAAUUCAAGGGCAUUCGCGAGGGGGGUGUAGGUGAAAAUGCUGCGUUUUAUGUUUUCACGCAUGCGCCUGACGGGGCUAUCGAAGCGUACCCGCUGCAUGAAUGGUACAAUUUCCAACCGAUCCAGAGAUACAAGUCCCUUUCGGCUGAGGAAGCAGAGCAAGAAUUUGGCCGUCGGAAGAAGAUCAUGAACUACUUCUCCCUCAUGUUGCGUAAACGCUUGAAAGGCGACGAAGAGGAAGAGCAGGAUCCAGAAGAGGCGAAGGCCAAGGGAGCCGCGAAAAAGUCCAAAGAACUUAAAAUCAGUGACAUGGACGAGUGGAUUGAAUCGGAAGAUGAUUCUGACGGAUCCGAUGAGGAAAAGGAGAAGAAGGAAGAGGACAGUGACGACGACUCGAAGAAGAAAAAAGGCAAAAAGAAUGCGCCGGAAAAGAAGAAAAAGCGGGAAGUUGACGACGAAGCAUUUGAGGAAUCCGACGAUGGUGACGAAGAGGGUCGCGAGCUGGAUUACAUAUCAGAUUCAAGUGAAGAAGAGCCAGAUCCAGAGGCAAAAGUCAACAAGGAACUUACGUCAGUUGCUGAGGAGGAUGCACUUCGGAAGCUCCUAACAUCCGACGAGGAAGAGGAGGAAGAGAAAAAAUCAGGCGAGGAAUCCGAGAAAGAGGACGAAGAUAAAAAGAAAGAGCCAAAAGAAACCAAGGAAUCCAAGGAAAAGAAAAAGAAGAAGAAUAAAAAGAAAGGAAAAGAAGAGAAAAAAGGAAAACAAAACUCAUCGACUGACUCCAGUUCAGACAGCAGUGACUCAGAACCGGAAACGAAGAAAAGAAAGCGGGACACAAACAGCGCCAACAACUCGCGCUCAGCAUCACCGAGCUUAUCGCAAAGUGAAGCAUCGAAGCGUAAGCUUCCAACGCUCAAUGAAGCGACCACUUCCGAGAAUAGCAACAGUCCCGUUUCGACGCCAGCCAAGAAGCAGAAACUGGAAACACCAUCGCUGCCGGCCACAUUCGCCGGCGUUGUUAACGCAAACAGUAAAGAUGAUUUCGGCAUAACUGAAGAGGCUGUACGGCGAUAUCUUAUGCGCAAGCCGAUGACUGCUACAGAAUUACUAACCAAAUUCAAAAACAAGAAGACUGGAGUCUCGAGCGAACGUUUGGUUGAGACGAUGACCCAAAUUUUGAAGAAGAUCAACCCGGUCAAGCAGACCAUCCAGGGGAAGAUGUAUUUGAGCAUUAAAGUCAACAAAUAGCGCCAAUCAAAGUUGUGAUAUUAUAAAGUCUCUUCUGUAAAGUGAUUUUGUAUCAUAAUUGUAUAUGCAGUUUACGUCAAAUAAGAAUUACAUUAUUUUUUCUUAA